Penicillium hordei is the source of this 1038-nucleotide messenger RNA. RefSeq names its product zinc-binding alcohol dehydrogenase family protein. The record is from RefSeq and is a predicted model, not a curated record. Bases 1 to 1038 code for a protein of 345 amino acids. The transcript has 2 exons. Gene Ontology annotation, molecular function: oxidoreductase activity, acting on NAD(P)H. NCBI's taxonomy places the organism in Eukaryota, Fungi, Ascomycota, Eurotiomycetes, Eurotiales, Aspergillaceae.
AUGAAGGAAGCCAUUAUUGACAAGACUAUUUCGGCCAUCAUCCGGGACAUUGACAUCCCUACCCCCGAACCUGGCCAGGUCCUCAUCCGGGUAGUGGUGUCGGGUACCAACCCAAAGGACUGGAAACUCCCUAAAUGGCACCCAGACAAUGUCAUUAACCAGGGAGACGAUAUCGCAGGAUAUGUGGAGGCAGUGGGAGAAGGAGUCUGGAACUUCCGCAAGGGAGACAAAGUGGCAGCGUUCCACCAGAUGGGCACCCCGCAUGGAAGUUAUGGCGAAUACGCCAUUGCAUGGGAGUACACGACAUUCCAUCUCACUGACAAGACGAGCUUCGAAGAGGCUGCUACAAUCCCCCUUGCUGCGAUGACUGCUGCAUUGGGACUAUAUCAAGCGCUGAAAUUGCCUCUGCCCUGGGCACCGGCCGAUAAACCCACUCCUUUGGUUGUGUACGGCGGUGCCUCGGCGGUUGGCGCAUUUGCGAUCAAGUUCGCUCAACUAUCCAAUAUCCACCCCAUCAUCGCUGUCGCGGGCAAAGGCGCUCCCUUUGUCGAGACGUUGAUCAGCAGGGAAAAGGGAGACACGAUCAUUGAUUAUCGUGAAGGCGAUGACGCCGUCUACGCAGGGAUUAAGGCUAUCGGCAAGGAGACACCCAUUCACCAUGCCUACGAUGCCGUGACCGAGAAGGGAAGCUAUGUGACUCUCGGUGCUGCUCUCGAUGCACCUGGAAAUAUCACUGUCAUUCUACCUGCGGAAGCUGAUAAGGUAAAGGAGCAAAUUAGUAUCCAUCGGACCAUGGUGGGGACUGUUCAUAUUGCCCCUGCUGAGGGCCAGGCUCUUGGUGAUAAGGAAUUCGCGGCUGCUUUCUUCCAAUUCAUUGGUCGAGGUCUCGCACAGGGUUGGUUCUCGGGCCAUCCGUAUGAAGUUAGAAAAGGUGGACUGGGGGGUAUUGAGGGCGCAUUAAAAGAUCUGCAGGCUGGCAAGGCAUCUGCGGUGAAAUAUGUGGUUAAAAUUGCCGAGACUGAGGGAGUCCGGCAGUAG